Molecule: messenger RNA, 564 nt
Organism: Penicillium manginii
Lineage: Eukaryota; Fungi; Ascomycota; Eurotiomycetes; Eurotiales; Aspergillaceae
Product: histidine kinase osmosensor
Exons: 2
Coding region: 1-564 (187 amino acids)
Biological process (GO): signal transduction
Cellular component (GO): membrane
Source: RefSeq, a predicted model, not a curated record
AUGUCCUCGGAAGACGCGGCGCUUUCCGAGGUAGCCUCCGUUCUCCAAGCACUUAUUCCUGGUAAUCAAAAAUUGGCAAGUCUCAACCAUAGGCUUGUUCGCUUCUUUGGCUUACUUUUCCAAGACUCUGCCGGACAAUGGAUUAUGGAGACUUCCUGUAAAGCAAAGCAGGCCAAGGACGGCACUGGAACACCUGCUUCCAUAAUUGAUCCGCCGUUUAAUCACCCACCUCCAGAACUAUUAACACAAUGGUGGACCAACUCCGUACAUUUACCGCGGAGGUCAAUCGUGUGGCUCAAGAUAUCAGAUGAAGAUGUCCUUGGUGGACAGGCACGAAUCUACGGUAUCUGGGGGAAAUGGAAGAAGCUCACUCUCAAUAUCAAUACCAUAGCGAAUGAAUUGACAAUACAAGUUCGUGAUAUCGCUACAGUAACAACUUCAGUCCCAACGGGGGAUCUCACACAAAAGGUGCAAGAUGAAUUCAAAGGCAAAAUUCUUGCUCUGAAGGAAAUUAUCAACACAAUGGUCGACCAACUCCGACAGUUCGCACAGGAAGUCACAUAG